AUGUCGCAGCAUAGCGAAUCAGAUUCCAACGUGUCUUCGAGCCAGGACAAUUCAAAAAAUGCGGAAUCGUUAUCUAGUACACCUCAGGCUAAUCGUCUUAUGAUAAAUGAUGUUCUAAACGUGCGACAAAUGAGGCAAGAAAUUUUGACGGAAUGCAAUCGUCAGGCUCACUUAGAUGGCACUUACUUCACUCCCGACUUGAACCAAUCCUCAUUAGGUGGUUCCAUCGUAGCAGUAUGUCAACUUUGCAAAACAAAGUCGAAUAAGCAUCACACAAUCAGUGGCCCUUUGAAAACUGCGUCGAAUUACACUUCACAUAUAAAGAGAAUACAUGAGCCGCAACUGAACGAGUUCAAGGAAUAUCUUGAAACUAAACAAAAAAAAAUGAAAACUGAUGAAAACGAAAGAUCCGCCAGUAAAACGUACUGUACAUUUUCACAAGCCAUCUUCGAAAGAAAUGUUAUCAAUCACAUUUUGGAAAGUUUAGCCCCACUGAAUACGGUUGAAAUGCCAGCCUUCCGAAAAAUAUUCGACGAUAUGAAUAUAAAAAAAAACGGUGUAUCUCUCAAACAUUUGUCCGCUCGAACUGUCGGUCGAUCAAUUAAAAAAGUAUUCGAAGAAAAUACUUCAAAAAUAAUGGGGAAAGUGGCAACAGUCAAAUACGUGUGUACAACAGCGGACGUUUGGUCAUCGCGAACCCGUCGAUUUCUGGGCAUGACUGUUCAUUGGAUUGACGAGAUAACGUUUGAACGACAAUCUUUCGCCAUUGCUUGUCGGCGAUUUGAGGGCAAUCAUUCGUAUGAUAGAGUCGCCCAAUUUAUCAGAGACAUUCACAUGUCGUAUGGGAUAAAUAAUAGCCAAAUUGUUGCCACCAUCACGGAUAACGGGUCAAAUUUUGUAAAGGCAUUUCGCGAAUUUGGAGUUGAAUUUGGUGACUCUUUCUUUCAUGAUGGGAUUGUGGACACUCUAAAUGACGAGGAGUCUGAAUUCGGCGGAGAUCACGGAGAAAUACAAUCAAUUGAGAAAUUAAAUCCUGAUGACCUCGUGUUACCACAACAUUUUCGAUGUGCAAGCCACACACUCAGUUUGGUAGCAACGAAAGAUGCUAUUCCUGCAAUUAAGGCUUCUCCAAGAUUGAAGUUAGCUUACGACGAGAUGAUCGAGAAGUGUAACACUUUAUGGCGAUUAUCAGCAUCUCCGAAACAAAGUGAAAAAUUGCAGAAGCAUCUCGGACAAUCACUGAGGCGUCCAAUAGUGACGCGAUGGAAUUCACUAUAUGAUGCAGUUCAACAAAUUCUCAACUUGAAAGAGAAACUAAUUCAGAUCCCGAAUGAAAGUGGUAUUCGUAAUUUGUUUCGGCCGACGGAUUUCAGAUUCAUGGAGGAGUAUAUCCGAUGCAAUCAGCCAAUAGCUUCGGCGCUCGACGUUCUUCAAGGGGAAAACAUUUGUUCUUAUGGAUAUUUACUCCCCACGCUCAUUUCCGUGAGAAAUAAAUUAAAAAAUUAUUCCGGCCAUUUAGAAUGGUGUGAAAUUUUAGUCCACACACUUCUCAAGGGCUUAGAGGAUCGAUUUCGGACAUUUUUCGACGUGACAGGAGAAGGACGUGUCAGCGCAGUUGCAGCUGCUUCACACCCAUCUUUCAAGUUAAGAUGGCUUCAUUGUUUAAGUCCGUCAGCACAAGAUAAUGUUUUUGCCGCUUUGAAGGAUUCACUUGCAACGAUAAUAAACAAUCAAGUCGAUAAUGAAGAGCAGUCGAUGGAUGUCGUGGACGAUUAUGAUUUUUUCGAUUUUACGGAAGAGACAUCAAAUACGAUCGUAUUUAAUGAUCGAACCUUCGGAAUUAAUGACGGCGAGGCAGCAUUUCAGAGGUUCUUCAAUGAAACUAGAACCGACAUGCAACUGCUCAAUCUGCAUCCAAUUGUGAAGCAGAUUUUUUUCAAAUUCAACACUCCUCUACCAUCAUCUGCUCCAGUUGAACGACUGUUCAGCUACGCGACCAUGUUUAAUCUGCCAAAAUUUAACAGAUUGACAGACGAAAAUUUCGAACUACGUGUUCUUAUGAAAGCAAACGCUAGUAUAUAGCAAUAAAUUAAACGCUACACAUAAAAAAAAACACGAACAAAUAUGUAUUUUCUUAUGAUGAUACUUAAUAAAGGUGUAAUGAUCAAACAA
Molecule: messenger RNA, 2172 nt
Organism: Venturia canescens
Lineage: Eukaryota; Metazoa; Arthropoda; Insecta; Hymenoptera; Ichneumonidae
Exons: 6
Coding region: 1-2082 (693 amino acids)
Source: RefSeq, a predicted model, not a curated record